CUACACGGUUAGGUCGGUUUGAGUAAUAUUGUCCAAGCAUAUACUACGUAUAAGUGUUGGAACGAAAAUUGAACAUUUCGACAGUUGUUCGGACAGUGACAGCAUUGAUAAAUCUUGUUAAAUAUGUUCACCGAGCUAGUAGCGAAAACAUGGAAUCUUGCGUCAAGUUGGUACAUUUAAAGAAUGUACAAUGUCAGCUAUCACAGUGCCAGAAAAGUUACAAGUUGGCAGUGAAAGCUGGUCUAGGUAAAGUGGAAACAUCCUUUUUCAUGUUUCAUCACCUUUUAGAAACCAUAAAGAGUUUGAGGCAGAAAGUCGAUGAGUCAUCUAGAGGUUCCCCAGAUCAUGUGCAAAUUCUGCAUGAUUUUGUUAUCAUCUUGUUGUAUGCAACAUGUCUGUGGCUGUUCAAAAUAGUUGCAUACUCUAGAGCUGUUUCACGAAUUGGAGCAAGGGAAAGAAUUCCAUUUUGGUGACACAUGUUGUCUCUGCCUGAGUCAGAAAGACUUAAACUUCACGAACGUCUUGCAACACUAACGUGUCAUUCACAGCAGGAUAAAACAUCACUGAGUCGCAAAUCUUUUGAACAAGGGCAUUGAAGAGGCCACCAACUCGAAAACCUCCUCAUCCUCACAUACUGUGAUUCUGAAACAGCAAGAUGAUUCGGUUAAAGAUGGUGAUAUGGUCACUUUAGUAGACGGUGCCACUACAUGCGCUGAGAAAGCGUCAAUAUUUUUUGCGAGACUGGUGAGGCACUCGGCAGACGAGAGUGAGGCACUUCAAAUGGAGUUUCGUACAAUGCCUGACAAGGAAUUACUUUACCAUGCAGCAGUAGAUUCAAGCUGGUGAGAAUUAACAAGUUCAUUAAUAUUUCACAUUCAUACUAUCUACGAUCAUAAACGUGAAGUAUAUGAAUUGUGUUCAUCCAUAGCAAAGAUUUACAGUGCCAUGUCUUUGCAAAAAGACUACAUCACAAACAUUGUCUAAAGAAGAUCGAACAUUAAGUCAUGUGAACAGUCACAUGAAUAAGAACAAAUAUUGGUUCGUGAGAUAAAUAUUUAAAACUAUUUAAAGAUAUUAAUGUAAACAUAACAAUAUUAAUGUUUGGGAAAUUUGAAUGUUUAAUACAAUUUUAUCUUAAACUACUAUGUUUCUGUGUUUGUUGUUUAAGUUUUUCAAUAUUUAAGUAUGAUUGAUGGGUUUUUCUAUACCGUUCCAGCAAUGAAAGCUUGUCAUACUUAUAACUUAAUCGUAACACUUGGCAAUAAAAAUUAGUUGAGCUCUUAAAACUAUAUAUUAAACUCCAUUACAGAUUGUUUAUAUCUUGCUUAGUUUUCAAAAUAUUUGACUGAAAAAAGUGAGCUGUUCACCAUCUUGGAUUAUUGAGGAUAUGCAUGUUACAUCAAGAGAGGGAUCACUCUAAGUUUUAUCUUGACAGUAAGCGAUCAAUAUGGGUACAAAACUUCAUUUCUGGUUGCUGUCUGAAAUUUAGAAAUGAUUAAAAACAUUUCAAACAAUUGUGUAUUGUUACUCGGUCAUUUUAGAAUAGUUUUAAAUGGUUAACCCAACUCCUGAUGUCAUCAAAACCAUAGUUAAUGAGGUCAAGAAUUAGUCCAAGAUGGCAGACAGCUCAUUAAUUUCGGUCCAAAUAUCUUGAGAACUAAGCAAGAUAUGACAAAUCGGUAAUAGAUUUUAACAUAUAAUUUUAAGAGUUCUUUUGAAUGAGACAAACUAAUUUUUUAUUGCCAAUGUCCUUUAAGAAAGUGGUAGAAAUGGGACUAACAAAUAGGUUAAAUGGUGAUAUUUGCAAUUGAAAAGAUGCGGAUAUUUAGGAGCUGAUUACAUGGUGUUGGGCUGGCCCGGUUAACCGGACUCACUCAUUUGUUUAGGAUCUUACUGUGUAAAAUAAAUUUGCGAUAAAUAAUUGGUUUAGUAUAGAUACAAAAUCAUCCUAAACCCGAUUCAGAACUCAUUUUGCGGCCCAAGUAAUCAGCCCCUUAUACAAGUAUUAUGCACAACCGUACAUAUCAUCUGAUUGCAUACAUGCCCCCCACCACAAAGCCAUAUAUAUUACCUACAUCCCCCUGAGAGCUUACCAUGAAAUCUCAUGUGAGGUCUCUAAAUUUUCCUGGCACAUUGCUUAGAGAAUAGAAUAAUUCUAUGUAAAAUUCCGGAUCUGGGGUGUGGCAGGAAUUUCUAAUGGGAACAAAAGUACAUGCAGCCCGACACGCCCCCCACCACACAGUUGUGAGGCCCUGUCACAUAAUUCAUCUUUUAUCUGCAUUUUGUGUCAUAAGAUAAUUAGUUAAGCCCAGUUAUUUUGUGAUGCAUUGCUAAGACAUUGUUUAAGAAAACUGACAUGGAUGGGUGGUUAGAAUUAAAUUUGUGAUGGCAAGUGUAGUCCCUACAGCCAUGUUUAAUGGGUGGGGUUCAUCAUGGGCUGACUUGAUUGGUCGUUCUACUUUGUUACUGAGCAAAGGAAAUAGGAAGCCCAAUGAAAUUUCUUGUGCAAUUGUCUUGAUUUUAUUCUAAUGAAAGCGCAUUAAAAUGGCAUACCUUUACAAUACUCUUCGAUUCGGUUGAAUUUGAUUCAGUUUUUAGAAUAUAUGUGGAAAAUUCAACCCUUUUUAAACCACAUAAAGACAUUUCAAAAAUACACUUAAAUAUAAAACACUAGUUAGUAGUUUAAAAAGACCCACAUGGCGCAGUGGGAAAAAUGAAAGAGAUUAGAGAAACCAUACUACUAACCAUACAGUCUCUAUACUACACACACUUGAAGUUUUAUGUGUCGUUUUUCAUUUCAAAAAAAGGUACAAGGAAGUGACCAUGGAAAUUUAAUUGUUUCCCCCCACAGAAUUCUAAUUGUCUUCCUCUUUUUGCUAGGCAUUUUUGGACAAAGGCAUGCAGAUGGACAAGAAUUUGGUGCAGAACGCUCCUAAGAAACAAGCACAUGAGAAGGGAUCUCCUGGGUGCGUCGAAGGGAUCUCCUGGGUGCUCGAACGUCACAAGAUUCACAAAGAACUUCAACACAGCCACCACAUAUUGCCCCUAGACUCAAAGGCCAAUCAACAACAGACCCGACCACUGUUUGCAGUCCGACGACCAGUUCCAAGUUCUGAGCCACAGGCAGAGACAAAAGAGUGCAGGCAAUACCUACGUGCCCAAACGGAUCCGAAAUGGUAUGGCACGAAGUGAGUACAACUCAUUGGGAAGGUUUGUAGUGCUGUCAAGGGCAACCGACUGAAUGACCGAGAGCUUGACAUGUUUUGGCAACGAUGGAUGAAUGGCAGACAUUGGACGGACACGUAGCAGUGCUGAGGACCAUUUGGAACGAGAUCGCACAGUUAGCAAAUACACCCAAAUAUGUUACAAACUGCAUACAACAUCUUAUCCGCAAAGUUUUGUUGCAACACAUGCAAAAUUCGGAGGGUGAACAAUCAUCACAGAAACGUAAUUACAUGGCAAAAUGCAAACAGCUGGCAGAAGAAUUCAAAGAUCAUGCACCACAGCAGAUAUAUCAAAGCACUGCAGAAGUGUAAAUAUCCUACUUGCGAUUCUGUGCUCGAAUUCGAUGGAAUGUAUACAAGGUAUCUUUUCUUUGCAUUUUGUGUCACAGCUUUUUCCAUUGCACAAUACAAUUAUAUUAGUGGGGUUUUGUUCAGCCUUCAAUUGUUUUCCUUGUGACUCUAUAAAAAGCUGAACUAUACAUCAAUUUUGUUGAAUUCCAGUCUAAGUCAGGCUUAAAUAAAAGAUUGUGUUUAUUAGAGUGUUCCUAAAUUAGUCCGGUCAUGGAAGAGAAGUUAAUCCAAGAUGUAUCAAAACAACAUCUUCAACCAAAAUCCCCCACCCCUAUUUUAUCAAAAUUAGUGGAGGAUUUUGUAGUAAGUGGGUAUGUUAAACCAGCUGUCAUGGAGAAGCUCGACCCCCAUCAAUUUAGAGCAGUUCCACAUUCAAAUACCACACAGGCCCUUCUUAGCACGAUCCACUCAUGGUCUAAAGCAACUGAUGGGAAUAUGGUGCCACAACAAGAGUUGUUCUUUUCGACUUUAAAAAGGCUUUCGACCUAGUUGAUCACUGUAUUUUAGUCGAAAAACUAGUACUCUAAUAUAACAUCCCAAGAAGGAUUAUUUGUUGGAUCAUAGAUUUUCUAAUGGACAGGAAACAGAGGGUGAAACUUAGUAAUGAGUGUUAUUUGGAAUAGGAUGCCUUCCCCAACAACGUACCAAACUAGGCCCGUGGUUGUUUCUCAUAAUGAUUAAUUUCUUGAAUGUAGAGAACGCAGAUCUCUGGAAAUAUAUGGACAACUUCUCCUUUGUGGAAAACGUGGCAAAAUGAAAUCAUGGCUACAUGCAGAAAUAUGCAGAUGAAUUUUCUUCAAAGGCUCAAGCUGAUGGUUUUCAACUGAACAAAACCAAAUGCAAAGAACUUAGAUUCAACUUUUCUAGUCAUCCCAUUCAAUUUGAGCCUAUAAUUAUUAAUAACAAGGAAAUAGAGGUGGUUCAUUCAGCAAAGGUGUUUGGUUUGAAGAUCUCCAGUGACCUGAAGUGGAAUGCACACAUCCAAGAUAUAUGUAAGGUCACAUCAUGCUUGUACCUUCUUCGACAACUUAAACAUGCUCAGUUACCUGAAAAGGAUCUUUUCCUCUUUUGUAUCACCUGCAUACCUAUUGUGGAGUAUGUGUGCCAAGUAUUCCGCACCGGGAUGCUUACCCUGAUCUGUUGUAUAAUGAAUCUAUUAAUACCCUAGACAUCACAACAUUAUUUGAAAGAAUACAGGUUCUUAAUGAUAGGUUAUUGAAAUAAAUUGUCGAGGUUAGCUCACAUAAGCUAAACAAACUUCUACCAUCUAGAAACAGUUGUACCACAAACUUACGAAAUAGACUGACUUUCCCAUUGCCCAUUUGCAAAACAAGUAGAUUUAAAAAUACUUUUAUUCCUUAUAAUGCAUAUAAUUUUCCUUUUAAUUAAUAUCCUAAAUAGGUCAUGUAUUAUAACUUUUUAACAAUUUUAUUACUGUAUAUUUACCUAGCUACUGUAACACGACAGAAAAAAGUCAGCGCAUGCACCAAAUUAUGAAAAUAUGGCGGGGAAUUUGAAUAUCAAUUUCUAAAACAAAAACAUGCUUAUUAAUUGGUCAAAAAUUAGUAAAACAAACGAGAAAAUAUAGCAAAUGGGUAGACUAGACAUUAAUUCAAAGCGUCCUGGCAUUGUCCAAUUUCUUGAACCUUCUGGCUGUAUUUAUUCCUAGUUUUUAGAAUGACAUGUUUAUUUUUGCGCUCAAAAUCUGGCUGUAAAGACGCACAAUGAAGUCACUCAUUUUCAAGUUUGACUAUGCCAGUGGAUAUCAUCACAUAGAAAUUUUCCCUGAGCAUACCCAAUUUCUUGGUUGAUCAUGGGAGGUUAAUGGUGUCCAAAAAUUUUUUUAAUUUACAGUCCUCCCAUUUGGUUUGUCCACUGCCCCUUAGGUAUUUUCUAAGGUGCACAGGGCUUUAGUUAAACACUGGAGAGGGAAAGGGUUCAGAGUUUUUACAUACCUUGAUGACGGUGCUGGAGCAGAGACUAGCUUGGAGGAGCCUCUAAAAACAGCAACCCUGGUGAGACAGGACAUUGCAGACAGUGGGUUUGUAGCUCAUAAGGAUAAAUGUCAUUGGGAACCGGUCCAAUCGGGGGAGUUACUUGGGUUUGUUAUGGACCUGAAAUCUGGUACAUUUUGUAUUCCACAAAGGAGGGUAGCAUCCCACAAAGGAGGGUAGCAUCCCUUCAGGAAGGCCUGCAGUAUGCUGUGUCGAAAGGCUUUGUUUCAUCUGCUCGAUCCCUUUCUCGACUUACUGGUAUGUUGGUGUCCAUGGGGUUGGCUAUUGGCCCGGUGGUUCGUCUCUGGACUAGGGCUAUGUAUCGUGAGAUCCUUCAAGCCCCAUCCUGGGAUAUACUGUUUGCCCUUUCAACCGAAACGCAGCAAGAGAUAUAUUUCUGGAUCGAUAAUUUUGAUAAUGGCGGUUAUCCUAUUUGCUCCCCAAGUUCAAAAAUUGAUGUGAUGACUUACUCUGAUGCUAGUCGUACAGGUUGGGGUGGAUAUGCAGUUCAGAUUGGUGAACAAUCUGCUGUCGGUUGUUGGUCGGAAACUGAAGUGCAUAAAAGUUCCAUGACAGGUCCUGGCAAAACCAGCAACGCGGAAGUCUCCGCUUGGAGCAGACUUGGUGAGGAAGUUAGUGCUGCGCUUGGAGCAAGGUAGUCUGGCGGAGUUGCAGUUAGCCACAUUGAUCGCCUUGGGAUUUUUUGGUUUUCUGCGAUGGGAUGACCUAAGUAAUUUGACCACAGACAAUAUCCAAUUUGAAGAUUCACAUAUGGCAUUGUUCUUAGAAAAACGAAAAAAUUAACAGUUUAGAGACGGUUUGUGGGUGUUCAUUUCAAGUUCGGAAGUGUAACCGUGUCCAGUGGAAGUAGUAAAGAAAUUCCUAGUGCAAGGUUGUCAUGCGCAGGGAUCCAAGUUAUUUCGACGAGUCCAGCAUACAAAAAAUGGCUGGCAACUGAAGAAGCAGGGCAUGUCCUAUAGUAGGGCCAACCAACUACUGAAAGCAGAGUUGAAGAAGGAAGGACUGAAUGUCAGUCGCUAUAGCCUACAUAGUCUACGUGCAGGUGGGGCGUCGGCAGCAGCAGCUUUGGGUGUACCGGACCGGUUAUUCCAACAACAUGGAGGCUGGAGAAGUGAGACAGCUAAGAAUAAUUAUCUAGAAGAGAGCCUGGACUCUUCGUUAUUAGUUACUAAGUCUAUUCAGGAUAAGAACACCUAA
Paramuricea clavata is the source of this 6787-nucleotide messenger RNA. Lineage: Eukaryota; Metazoa; Cnidaria; Anthozoa; Malacalcyonacea; Plexauridae. The record is from the annotation of a GenBank genome assembly.